Molecule: messenger RNA, 2268 nt
Organism: Mya arenaria
Lineage: Eukaryota; Metazoa; Mollusca; Bivalvia; Myida; Myidae
Product: mRNA export factor RAE1-like
Exons: 11
Coding region: 158-1276 (372 amino acids)
Biological process (GO): RNA export from nucleus; transcription-dependent tethering of RNA polymerase II gene DNA at nuclear periphery
Cellular component (GO): nuclear pore
Molecular function (GO): ubiquitin binding; RNA binding
Source: RefSeq, a predicted model, not a curated record
UUUAUUUUGCAUUUUUUACAGUCGCAUAAUAAAUUGAGCACUGUUCGGGUUUCCCGAAAAAAACGAAAGCAUUAUUUUGUUUUUUUCUUCUUAAAGAACGUUGACACAGUUUUCGUGUAAACAACAAUAGGUUUAAGUCUGAGUUGAUUAAGUAGGGAUGAGUUUCUUUGGUUCUUCAACAAGCACAUUCGGCACAUCCAGCACCACCGGCAUGUUUGGGACGGCCACAAAUACAAACUACAAUGCUAUGAAAGAUAUUGAGGUGACCUCCCCACCAGAUGACAGUGUGAGCUGCCUGAAGUUCAGCCCAGAGUCCAUGAUGCAGUCUACAUACCUUGUUGGAGGCAGCUGGGAUAAUAAUGUUCGCUGUUGGGAGGUACAACAGUCUGGUAACAUUGUCUUGAAGGCACAGCAGACCCAUACUGGGCCAGUCCUCGCAGCUGACUGGAGUGAUGAUGGAACCAAGGUGUUCACGGCGUCGUGUGACAAGACAGCCAAGAUGUGGGACCUGAACAGUAACCAGUUCAUUCAGAUAGCACAGCAUGAUGCCCCCGUAAAGACCAUCCAAUGGGUAAAAGCUCCAAACUACUCGUGCGUUAUGACCGGUAGCUGGGAUAAAACUCUCAAGUUUUGGGAUACACGACAAGCACAACCAAUCAUGAGCAUUCAGCUUCCGGAGAGGUGUUAUUGUGCCGAUGUAAAAUACCCAAUGGCAGUCGUGGGUACAGCGGGCCGUGGUCUGAUCAUCUACCAGCUGGAGAACCAGCCGCAAGAGUUCCGGAAGUUUGAGUCUCCGCUGAAAUACCAGCACCGCUGUGUGAAUAUCUUCAUGGACAAGAAGACUAAUCAGCCAACAGGUUUUGCGCUGGGCAGUAUCGAGGGUCGCGUGGCUAUACACUACGUCAACCCGACCAAUCCUAAGGAUAACUUCACGUUUAAGUGCCAUCGAGCUAAUGGAACAUCUAGCAAUAUGCAGGAUAUAUAUGCUGUCAAUGACAUCUCAUUCCAUCCGGUCCACGGAACCCUGGCCACUGUGGGCUCUGACGGGCGGUUCAGCUUCUGGGAUAAAGAUGCCCGCAUCAAGUUGAAGACCUCGGAACAGUUUGACCAGCCCCUAACUGCCUGUAACUUCAACCCCCAGGGCAACAUCUUCGCUUAUGCCACAAGUUAUGACUGGUCUAAGGGUCAUGAAGGAUUUGAUCCCCAGAAAAUGAAGCCUCACAUUUUCCUACGCAGAUGUUUUGACGAGCUCAAGCCGUCAACAAAGAAGUCUUAACCUUCAUAAUGAAGCAUUGAAAUUUUGUAACUUUUAGCAGUUGACCUGAACAGCGCUUAUUUUUAGUCUUGUUCUGGUUAUGAUAAAAUCAAAUCGAUCAAAUUUUAACGUAGCUUUCGUGAUACAAUCAUCGCUCCAUGGACAUUUGUGUAACAGUAUUCAGUGGAUGUGUACUGUGUUUUAGUAACUGCAUGUGUCAACACAAGCUCAUACAACUUUUAUAUGCAUGAGGCCAUACCAAAUAGAUUACAUGUUUAGUGUCAGGUCCCAUUUUCAAAAUAUACAUACAAAGCGAUACACCACAGAAAACACAAAUCUGAUUCUAUUUAAAACAAAUGUAUAUAGGAAUGCUCAUAAUAGCAUAGUUUACCAAUGAAAUAUCAUACAGAUUUUUUUUAUACCUUUGAAGGUUCAAACAGCUAGAAUUUGAACUCAUUUUUGUUGAAUGAUUUAUUCCUGAAAUCUGUGUUUUUUUAAUUAUCAAUCUCUAGAAAUUCAGUUUUCUUUGUUUUGAUAUCCAUUUUAUCCAAAAUUAUUUUAUCAUUCCGAAGGAUGAAAACCUUUCUGCCCUAUAACGCUUAACAUAGAAUGAAUUUGGUAGAGCCUUACCUAGCUUGAGUCAGUGAACAUGAUUAUUGUAAUAAUACUGAAGUGUUAUAACUUUGACUGUGUGUGCAUGAGAUGAUUUUGCAAGAGCCGAAAGGUACAUGUUAGUAAACUGGUCAAAAGGCAGACGUUCUUGUUACUUGUGUUAUAUUUUAUCAUUUAACAUUUAUUGCAUCAAGUGUUAAACAACCAUUACAUAUUUUCUUGUAAAGGACUUGUGUAAUAUCAUUACUGGUACGCCACAUUUUGCGCUACUGUUCCACAUUAUGUCAAGCAUUGUACAGAAAAAUUCAUUGAUGUCUUCAUUUUUGGUGAUAAAAAUGUGUCAUUUGAUAAAAAAGAAUCCAACAUUAGUAGCCAAAUAAAAUAACAUUUUAUGAAACUUU